This is a messenger RNA of Synchytrium microbalum, 1440 nucleotides long. RefSeq lists its product as uncharacterized. Gene Ontology annotation, molecular function: protein kinase activity; ATP binding. The record is from RefSeq and is a predicted model, not a curated record. NCBI's taxonomy places the organism in Eukaryota, Fungi, Chytridiomycota, Chytridiomycetes, Synchytriales, Synchytriaceae. The transcript is spliced from 15 exons. Gene Ontology annotation, cellular component: nucleus; site of double-strand break; cytoplasm. The coding region runs from base 1 to 1440 and encodes 479 amino acids. Gene Ontology annotation, biological process: mitotic G2 DNA damage checkpoint signaling; protein phosphorylation.
AUGCUCAGAGGAGAGCGAGUGAGUGUGGGAGGAUAUCAGAUCACAUCGGAUGUUGUAGGAGAAGGCUCAUAUGGCCGUGUACAUAUCGGACUCAAGCCAUCGACUGGAGAAAAGGUUGCCAUCAAGAUGAUUCCUAAACAGCACGGAACAAACGCAAUGUUGCCAUACAAAAAGGAGGCCGUCUUGCAUAAAAGAAUUCCCGCUCAUCCAAACAUUAUUCAUAUGACCGGGUAUGAAGAAGACACAGAAUGCAUGUACAUUAUCUUGGAGUACGCUGGUUCUGGGGAGCUGUUUGAUCGCAUAGCUCCUGAUGUCGGAUUAGAAGAAAAACUGGCACAUUUUUACUUUGUUCAACUGGUCGCUGGAAUGGAACAUCUGCAUGCUAAUGGUGUCUCGCAUCGAGAUCUUAAACCUGAGGCAUGUGUCACUAACUUGCUGCUUGAUGAUGACGGAAAUCUGAAAAUAUCAGAUUUUGGUUUGGCCACCAUAUUUUACGCCAAUGGAAAUCGGAGAACACUGAAUACACCCUGUGGAACACCACCCUACGUUGCUCCAGAGAUACAUUCUGGCAGCUACCAGGGCGAUGAAGUGGAUAUAUGGUCGGCUGGCAUCAUAUUGUAUACACUUCUUGCUGGCAACACACCAUGGGCAGAACCAACAGCACAUGAUCCUGAAUUCAUGUACUUUUGUGAGAGCUAUCCCGAGCUAGAUUACCCUCCUUGGAACCAGCUUCCAGAGGGACCAUUAGAAUUGCUUCGAGGAAUCUUGAAUACGGAUACGACGAAGCGUUUCACCGUUGAUCAGAUUCAGAAGAAUCGAUGGUUUGCAAUACCGAACGAUAUGCUCACAGAUGGAAAAUGCAACAAUCCUAUGGCAAUAGCUGAAUCUAUGAUGGUCACUUUAACCCAAUCUGGAGAUUACACAAUGCAUGAUCUGUCUCCCCAAUUUUCAUAUACUCAACCAGAGGCGUUUCAACCUGCUGAAAACACGAGUAUGGACAUAGAACCGAUGACGAAGCGUUCUAUGUUUUCAUUCUCGCAACCUGCUGUCGGUCGUAUUGUGAUUGAUAAUUCACCAACGAAUGAUUAUGGGCAGGAAACUCUGUCACAAUUCAAGCGACAAUUCAAAGAAGCACUGCCAACUGAUCGGCUGACUCGUUUCUACACGGAGGUGGAAGCCAACGCGUUCAUGACGCACUUGUCUUCUCUUCUUGCGUCAUUCUUGGUACCUCACAAGAUUUAUCCUAUGACGUUGGUGUUUACAACAGUAGACAAGCGAAAGUGUCCAUUGAAUGGGGUGGUUGAAAUUCAACCAAUGUCUUCUAGUCUGAAUCUUGUCGUUAUUCGAAAAUCCAAGGGAGAUUCAAUAGAGUUCAAGCGAUUCUUUAAGAGUUUGAUGGAACACCUAAAGCCUCUUGUUGUUGCGGACAAUCAACACUAA